This is a messenger RNA of Beta vulgaris subsp. vulgaris (sugar beet), 2483 nucleotides long. RefSeq names its product protein FAR1-RELATED SEQUENCE 5-like. The record is from RefSeq and is a predicted model, not a curated record. Lineage: Eukaryota; Viridiplantae; Streptophyta; Magnoliopsida; Caryophyllales; Amaranthaceae. Gene Ontology annotation, molecular function: zinc ion binding. Gene Ontology annotation, biological process: regulation of DNA-templated transcription. The transcript is spliced from 3 exons. Bases 596 to 2341 code for a protein of 581 amino acids.
AGUUAUUGUAUGCUUUUAAAAUAAUUAGAGUAAACAUUUUUGUAUGUUUAUUGUUUUUUAUGAUAUUAGUUGAAAUCGUACAACAACAACCUCUACCAAUUGGCAUUGAAAUUGAAGAGGCACACAAAGAUAAUGCAAUUGAAGAAGAGUUUCGAGGUAGUUUACUUGGAUUUACAGGAGACACAUGGGAAGAAAUUUAUGAAGCAUACAAGAAACAUGCAAAUGCAGUGGGAUUUGGAGUACGAAAGUCAUCAACAAGAUACACACAAGGUAAAAUUAAAAAGGUAAGAGGAAAAGAAUUUGUGUGUUCAAAACAAGGAUUUCGAUGCAAUACAAAGCCUAAAAACGCAGGUACACCAACAAUUACACCAGAAUCGCAGCAAAAUAAUAAAAAAAAGACAAGAAAAGGAAAGCAAGUUCCAAUUACAAGAACAGGAUGCAAAGCUUAUCUUAGAGCAAAAGUAAACCCUGAUGGUACAUGGGAAGUUGAUGAUCAUGUCGUGAAGCAUAAUCAUGAGCUCACUAAAAGAAAUUCCAACACUUGCAUAGGUCUGAGAGACGAAUCACGACAGAAAAAGGAGAAACAAUAAACCUAAUGCUUGAAAGUGGACUAAGACCUGCCCAAGCAUACAAUUUGAUGUCACAUGAAGCAGGAGGCAUUCAAUCAGUAGGUCACACUCUGACAGAUCAUCUCAACUAUAUCUCAAGAAAGAAGAUGAAAGAAAUUGAAGGCGGAGAUGCACAAAAUGUCAUAGAUAAUUUGUAUCAAAGACAACAGAAAGAUCAAGAUCAUUUCUUCAGAUUCAAGUUGGGAGGAGGGGAUAAAGGAAACAAAUUGACUGCAAUAUUUUGGAGAGACUCUCAAAUGAUGGAAGAUUACAAGAUAUAUGGCGAUGUGAUAGUGUUUGAUACAACAUUUCGCACAAAUAAGUAUAAUCUUAUUUGUGCACCAAUCGUUGGUAUCAACAACCAUUGGCAAAAUGUCAUGUUUGGUUGUGCAUUUAUUGCAAAUGAAACACAAGAAACAUUUGAAUGGGUUCUCAACACAUUUAAGAAGUCAAUGGGUGGAUUAGACCCUAUUUCAAUAUUCACUGAUCAAGACUUGGCCAUGUCAAAGGCAAUUCAAAAGGUACUUCCAAAUACAAGACACAGACUUUGCAUUUGGCAUCUUAUCAAGAAUGCUGUGUCAAGAUUUGGAGCUUUGAAGAAGGAUCCUGAGUUCAAGAAAGUAUUUAAUAAAUGUUUAAGAGGAUGCAUAACACCAGAAGAAUUUGAACAAUGUUGGGAAAAAAUGAUAAAAGAUUACAAGCUUAAACAAAGCAAGUGGUUCAAUAGAUUGUACAAGUUAAAGAACAAAUGGUGCACUGCAUUAAGCAAAGAUUUCUUCUCAGCUGGAAUUUUAUCAUCACAGAGAAGUGAGAGCACAAACAACGCAGUUGGGUUUAAGGCUAGGAAAAGUACUAGCUUGACUGAUUUCUUUAAGAUUUUUGAUAACACUAUACAACGGUGGAGGAAGAAUGAAGCAAACGCAGAUUUCAGAUGUGCAAAUUCAAAGCCAUCCUCUAAUUUGCCAAUGUGUGGCAUACUAAAACAUGCAUCUGAAAUAUACACUCAAACUCUGUUUAGAGAAAUUGAGACUGAGUUCAGUCAUGGACUUAAAUGCUUGACAAAAUGCAUUGAUGAGGUUGGUUCAGCAUUUAUGUAUGAAGUAUGGAUUGAGGAAAAUGAGAAAUCAAAGCAACUAGUGUCUUUUGACAUGACUAACAAUACAAUAGAAUGUAGUUGCAAGAAUUUUCAAGAAGUUGGUUGGUUAUGCUAUCAUUGCUUCAGAGUUUUUUUCAUACAUUCAGUCAACAGAAUACCUGACAAAUACAUUUACAAGAGAUGGACAAAGCUAGCAAAAGCAGAAUAUUGGAAAAGAAGGGAAGAAACAACAACAAAAAGUGAAGCUCAACAACAAAAAUAUAUGCCUUGGCGAACAGUGAUGGCUAGGAAAUCAUACAACUUAAUCUUAAAGAGUCAGGCAUAUCAAGAAACAAGAAGACUACUGGAGGUAAAAUACAAUGAUAUAGCAAAGGAAAUUGAACAAGUCAUUUUGAACAAGAUCUCAGAGGAAGCACAAGAGCCACAACAAACAAUAGACAAUGAAGAACACCAAAUGAAUAUACCAGUGGUUGAAGAUCCCGAAAGAGCAAACACAAAAGGGAGAAGUAAGAGGAUAAAAGGUUUUUUUGAGAAAGGAAAACAACCAAAACAAAAGAAGACUAAAGCAAUGACCGUGCAAGGAGAAGGAAUAGAAUAUGGAACUAUAACACCAAUUCAAAAGCCUACAUUAUUCUAAUAUAUAGAUACUGAUUAUGAUAAUAUAUAAUUAAUAUUAUUAAGUUCUUCUUUUGUCAAAUACUUUUUCUUAAAAUAUUAUGUUUUGUUCAUACAAAAUUAAUCCUUUAAGGAUGAAUAAUUGAACUUAUACAUAUUAUGUU